Danaus plexippus (monarch butterfly) is the source of this 1568-nucleotide messenger RNA. It is a transcript of the gene Arpc1, whose product is annotated as actin-related protein 2/3 complex subunit 1A-B. The record is from RefSeq and is a predicted model, not a curated record. Gene Ontology annotation, cellular component: Arp2/3 protein complex; actin cytoskeleton. Gene Ontology annotation, molecular function: actin filament binding. The transcript is spliced from 4 exons. Gene Ontology annotation, biological process: Arp2/3 complex-mediated actin nucleation. NCBI's taxonomy places the organism in Eukaryota, Metazoa, Arthropoda, Insecta, Lepidoptera, Nymphalidae. The coding region runs from base 203 to 1321 and encodes 372 amino acids.
UUUUAAAGGCUAGUAACUUUCAGGGCUUUUUUUCUGUCAAGUGUCAAUUGCUAAGAAGUCUGAAGUAUACCUAUUGCCUACCGAAGUUGAAGAACGAAUAUUCGCGUUGACUGCCCAGAGUCCGCGAAUCAAACAUUCAACGCUACUAAUAAGUUAUUACUUCGUGUUAAAUAAUAGAGUUUAUUACUUUCAGACUAUCAGGAUGGCACAAACGCUUACACUAGGUGACUCAUGCGCCCCGAUAACUUGUCAUGCGUGGAAUAAGGAAAGAAAUCAAAUCGCUUUUUCUCCCAAUAACAAUGAAGUGCAUAUUUACCAGAAGGAGGGAAAUGAAUGGAAGCAAACUAAUAAUCUGGUGGAACAUGAUAUGAGGGUCAUGGGAAUAGACUGGGCUCCGAAUACUAACAGGAUUGUAACAUGCUCUGUGGACCGUAAUGCUUAUGUCUGGACCCAAAGUGAAGAUGGGAAGUGGACUACUACCCUGGUGUUGUUGCGUAUAAACAGAGCAGCAACAUGUGUUAAAUGGUCUCCGAUGGAAAACAAAUUUGCAGUUGGCUCUGGAGCUCGCCUGAUAUCCAUUUGCUAUUUUGAAAAGGAAAAUAAUUGGUGGGUCUCUAAACAUAUUAAAAAACCAAUUCGCUCAACUGUUACCACUUUAGAUUGGCAUCCAAAUAAUAUUCUAUUGGUUGCUGGCUCGACUGAUUUUAAAGUAAGAGUUUUUUCCGCCUAUAUUAAGGAUAUUGAGGAUCAACCUGGACCUAAUGUCUGGGGGUCUAAGUUGCCUCUAGGUCAAUUAUUGGCCGAGUUUCCAUCUGCUGGAAAUGGAUGGGUGCAUAGUGUUUCCUUUUCUGCUGAUGGCAACAAAGUUGCUUGGGUGGGUCAUGACAGCUCUAUAAAUGUAGCCGACGCUUCUAAUGGAAGGGCUGUUAUCAAGCAUAGGACUGAAUAUCUACCAUUCCUAGGAUGCAUUUGGAUCUCAAAUAAUUCUUUGGUAGUGGCAGGCCAUAGCUGCAUUCCAUUACUGUACUGCCAUGACGGAGGGGAGAUUAAGUUUGUUGCAAAGUUGGACAAUACUCAGAGGAAAGAGUCUGGUGGUUUAUCUGCUAUGAAGAAGUUCCAGUCGUUGGAUAGACAAGCUCGUAUUGAAACCAAUGAUACCUAUUUGGACUCCAUACAUCAAAAUGCUAUAACCAGUAUUAAUUUGUACGAGGGUACCAAGGCUAAUGCUGUCAAGUUCAGUACUUCUGGUCUAGACGGUCAGCUGGUCGUUUGGGAUUUGGUCUCCCUCGAGAAGUCCAUUGAAUCCCUGAAGAUUUUCUAAUCAAAGGCAUUUUUCUAAAUGUAUUAUUAUAUUUAUUUAUAAGUGAUAAUAUAAUCAGUUUUGCUUGUGAGUCCUGAAAUCACUCAUUAACUAAAGGAAUAAAUAUGGAAAGCUGUGAGCAACAUCACAAUCACAGUUUGAUCAGUCUAGCCGGAAAAGAAAUACAAGCGAGCAGCAGUGAGUGAAUUCAGUUCCCAUUAUUGUAAAAACCUCAAAUAUACAGAAUAAACUAUAAUUUUACGUACAA